AAUGUUCUGUUCAACCUAUUCACCACAAGAUAUAACGUUUUGAAGACGUGCUUUGAUGAAUGUCUGAGACGGGAGGAAAAAGUUAGUCUUGUCAACGGUGGAAGACAGAGAGCAAUAUAAAGGAAGAAAAAGGAGGAAAAUCACACUUUGACUUUAUCAGUGGGAUCGCUGCUUUGGGUAUCACAGUUGCAGGUGUUUCAAGGACUACCACGAGCGAGAGAACGCAAGAUGGAUCGCAAAAUUCCCGAUUUUGCUGGCACUUGGAAGAUGAAAAGUUCCGAGAACUUCGAGGAGCUUCUCAAAGCAUUGGGUGUGAACGUGAUGCUGCGUAAAAUUGCGGUUGCAGCAGCAUCAAAGCCAUCCGUUGAGAUUACGCAGGAUGGAGAAACACUGUCUAUCAAAACCUCCACCUCUGUUAGGACCACCCAUGUCACCUUCACUGUGGGACAGGAGUUUAAUGAGGCCACUGUGGAUGGACGACCCUGCACGAGCAUUCCUCGCUGGGAAUCAGACAGCAAGAUUAGUUGUGAGCAGACUUUGCAGAAGGGUGAGGGUCCAAAAACCUCAUGGACUAGGGAGAUAACCAAUGAUGGUGAACUGAUUCUGACCAUGACGGCAGACGAUGUGGUGUGUACAAGAGUUUAUGUCCGAGAGUGAAUGUAUGAGGAAAAAGGAAGAAAUUCCUACAGAUCACUCACUCUCCUCAUUAACCACGAUGACAGUGAUUUCAUAGCAUCCAUUUCCUUUAUCCAUAAUAUCUUCUUUCAUGCUUUUUUGGUUGACAAUGUAUUUGAAUAAUACAUCAGAGAGCCAUGCAAAUUAUCUUUUGAUUUCACUCCCGUUGUCCAGAAAGCAAGUUUGACUCUAUGGGAUUUUUUUGGUAACACUUUUCAGGUUUCAUUUGUUAAAAUUAGUUAACAACAUUAGUUAACAUGAACUAACAAUGAACAAUAAUUUUACAGCGUAUAUUAGUCUUUUUCAAUGGUAAUUUCAACAUAUACCAAUAAAUUUUUUCAAAUGAAAAGUUGUAUUAGUUAAUGCACUAUGAACUAGUUACAUGAAAUAACAAUGUAUUUUUAUAAACUAACAUGAACAAAGAUUGCUAAAUGCUAUAAUAUUAUGUUGUUCAAUUGUUAGUUCAUAAUUCCCACUGCAUUAACUAAUGUUAACGAAUGGAUCCUUAUUGUAUAGAGUGUGUGGUGGGGGGGGGGUGUUGCUGACUGGUCAGUAAGCAAAUAAUUCAGUUUAAAAGCACUUUUAAUGGUUGAUUUGCAAAUAUAUUUGCUUUUAAUACAGGGUCAGAGCUAAAUCUAAUGCCUGGAAGCCUGCCUUUGGUAAGCCAGUCUGUCAUAAUCAUAGUUACCCACUGAAAAAAAACUUUUUUUAAAUAUCAGUAACAAUGGGAGUGUCUAUGUAUGAUAUGCGGUCUCAACAUGUUUUUUAUGUAGUUUGGUCAGUCAGUCUUUUUUAAUCUUAUCAAUUGUGAUUAUUGUCCCCUAAAUCUCAAACUCCACCCCUUUCCAUCUCUAAUGUUUUGUAUAUAAAACUUGAAUCUCAGGUUUCCGAAUCUCUUUUCAUUUUGUCUUUUAUAUAAACAAAUUCAGAGGUCAUUACUCAUAACUGUGCAUGAAUAAUAAAGGUUAAUU
Xyrauchen texanus (razorback sucker) is the source of this 1646-nucleotide messenger RNA. RefSeq names its product cellular retinoic acid-binding protein 2-like. Gene Ontology annotation, biological process: fatty acid transport. The transcript has 4 exons. Gene Ontology annotation, molecular function: fatty acid binding. Bases 229 to 657 code for a protein of 142 amino acids. Gene Ontology annotation, cellular component: nucleus; cytosol. The record is from RefSeq and is a predicted model, not a curated record. Lineage: Eukaryota; Metazoa; Chordata; Actinopteri; Cypriniformes; Catostomidae.